This is a messenger RNA of Dendronephthya gigantea, 1786 nucleotides long. RefSeq names its product protein-L-isoaspartate O-methyltransferase domain-containing protein 1-like. Bases 212 to 1051 code for a protein of 279 amino acids. Gene Ontology annotation, molecular function: protein-L-isoaspartate (D-aspartate) O-methyltransferase activity. The transcript has 4 exons. The record is from RefSeq and is a predicted model, not a curated record. Lineage: Eukaryota; Metazoa; Cnidaria; Anthozoa; Malacalcyonacea; Nephtheidae. Gene Ontology annotation, biological process: intracellular signal transduction; protein modification process. Gene Ontology annotation, cellular component: cytoplasm.
UUUUAUUUUUAAAUAUGAUCUCUGUGAAAUGAUUGAUUGUGCUUGAGUUUAUGCGAGAUGAUUCAUGAUUAUGCAACUCGUUACCAGUCGCCUGAGUACUUCGCAUCAAAACAUUCAACUAUAUUAAAAUUUAUAUGACAAAGUAGCAACAUAAGAAAUGUGUUGUUGACAAGUUACAAGACAUUGAAAGUAUGAAAAUUAUUGAAUUUUGAUGGGGGGAGCUGUUAGUCAUGGUGUUGACAACAAUGAUCUUAUUGAUAAACUGGGUGAUGCUGGCUACAUAAGGUCACCUGAUGUCAUGUUUGCUUUGCGUGCUGUGGACAGAGCAUUAUAUUUCCCAGAAGGCCGCGAGAAUCUUGCAUAUAGAGACUUAGCUUACAAGAAUGGGGAAAUUCAUCUCUCCGCACCAUGCAUAUAUUGUGAAGUCCUAGAGGGCUUGGAGCUGAAAAAAGGUUUGUCUUUUCUAAAUAUUGGUAGUGGAACUGGCUAUUUGUCAACUGUUGCUGGCCUACUGCUCAGUUCUGAUGGCACAAAUCAUGGCAUUGAAAUUUCAAGCAAUCUUGUUGAGUUUGCAGAGAAUAAAAUAAAGACAUUCCUUGAAAAUGCAAUGCCAAACAUUUUUGGUGUUGAGUUUUGCGAACCAGUGUUUGUCACUGGUAAUGGGUUAUGUUUGAAUCCAUGCUAUCGCCAGUAUGACAGAGUCUAUUGCGGGGCUGCAGUCAGCUCACAAUAUGAAGAUUAUAUGAAAUCGUUAGUUAAAGUUGGUGGAAUAUUAAUUAUGCCUUUUGAUGAUAAGCUGCUAAAGGUUUUAAAAAUUUCUGAAAUGGAUUAUGAAGGAACAACACUGCUGCCAGUUUCAUUUGCACCUUUAAUUCUGCCAGGAAAGAAAGAAAAAAUGAAAUCAAUUGACAUAGCAUCUAAUCCAAGAACCCUUCAAAGCCAGUGUAGGACUGUUAUAAGAUGUCUUCUUGGAGUAAAUUGUCUUCAAAAUGUGCUGAAUCUGGAAUUACCAUUGCCUAAACCAAUUCUGGAAUAUCUCCUAUACAAAUAAAUUUGUAAAUGUCUGACAAUAGCCACUUCCUGAAUUUGCUUGAGUGCACAUAGAACAAUAGCUUGGAAACAAGGCUGGCAAUGAAAUCUAUUGUUUGUGGGAUGGUUUUUAUUGCCAGAGAACAAAUUCGGGAAGUGUCAAUGUUAAAAAUAAUGGAAAGAAAAUAUAAAAGUUUAUAGUGCCUCUGUUGUUCAUGUACUUUAUACAACGACCAUCUUAGCAUGGUUAUAGCAAGUUAAUUUGGGGAUUCACUUCCUGGUAACAACUGUCACCAUGAUUCUAAUACUGUCUAAGUCAGCCUAUAAGACACUAAGAGUGCCCAGCAAUAUGCAAGGGUGAAUAAACCUGCAUGGUCCUCUUUGAUGGUUUUGAAAUGAUCAAUGAUUUCAAAAAAUUCAACAUGAAAAUCAAGUAUGUUCCAUCUUUGUUCACCUUUUUAGAAAUUUUAUCUCCACUCCAAUUAAUCCUUUCAGCACUUUGUGUAGCACUCUACCACAGCUGUCUCAGUCAAUUUACCAUUCAAAAGAUUCAUUUAGCACACAAAAAUAAAAAUCCAAGCAUUGCAGGAAACUAUAUGCAAACCAUUGUUUGGGAUUAUGCAAUUUAUCUUGUAUCAAAAUAAAGUUCGCCAGUUUGUUCUCAACUGGAACUACUUUUUUUCAUCAUUUAAUGCCAAUAAAGGACUGGUAUACCAUGAAGCAUGCAGUCAACAAAAUAUGCUGAAUUUGCCAUUAU